Molecule: messenger RNA, 771 nt
Organism: Sphaeroforma arctica JP610
Lineage: Eukaryota; Ichthyosporea; Ichthyophonida
Product: adenine phosphoribosyltransferase
Exons: 2
Coding region: 1-402 (133 amino acids)
Biological process (GO): AMP salvage; adenine salvage
Cellular component (GO): cytoplasm
Molecular function (GO): AMP binding; adenine binding; adenine phosphoribosyltransferase activity
Source: RefSeq, a predicted model, not a curated record
AUGUAUUCCUCACACCAACAGCCUGGCAUUCUCUUCCGGGAUGUGUUUCCCAUUUUCCAAGACCCUGUCCUCACAGAGGUGCUUAUGAGCCAUUUGGUAGGUCACUGUCUGAAGAAGUACAAGAAGGUGGACGUUGUUGUUGGCUUAGAUGCUCGAGGGUUCUUAAUGGGCCCUACACUGGCGAUGCGCUUGGGCUGCAGCUUUGUCCCUAUCCGCAAACAGGGUAAACUCCCCGGAAAAUGUGUAUCUGCCGAGUACAAGAAGGAGUACGGGGUGGACGUGUUUGAGAUCCAGGAUGGAAGUGUCACCGAGGGCCAGACUGUGGUGGUAGUCGACGAUCUGCUUGCCACCGGUGGAACCCUCAAGGUACUCGUACAUUCAUUUAUAACUUUGCCACUGUGAUCUGUAUGUCGUGUAUGUCCAUAAAUAGUCCCACAACGAACCGGACAUCUCGACGUAGAUUGACGUAUUAGCUACCAAUGUAGUAGAAUCUGAAGUCAAAAGCCGUGUUAGUGACAUCGAAUGUCGAAUAAGUAGAAAAAUCUGUGUUUUUUUUUCUGUGCGGAAGUCUAUUUCUUGAAGCGAAAUUAAGGUGUGUACAACUAGCGCAUCGCACGCCGCCGUAUACUAUGUCUGAGCUCGCUGUUUCUUGCAAGUAUUAAUCCUAUUUUGAUUGCUCGGUGGUUGAAAGGGCAAGUGUAUGGAUAGAGAAUAAACCCAUAAAGUACACAAACACGUUAACACGUUGAUUGUGUCUCGGUUAACCAUGCG